UCGUUCUCUCCUCCAGUAACGUCCAGUUCUCAGGCUCACAGUAAACAACCACAAAGAAAACUCAGGCAGAACUAAAAACCUGCAAACAUGCUCCGAAUAAUCCGUGAACACGCGAAGAAACACCCUGGACUCAUUCCACAGUUUUUCUUCAUAUGUUUAGGAAUGGGAGGAGCCUCACUAUAUCUGAUUCGUCUAGCCAGAGGACCCCAUGUUACCUGGAACAAGACCAGCAACCCUGAGCCCUGGAAUCAGCUUAGCCCCACCUAUCAGUACAAAUUUGUGGCAGUCACACAGGACUACAAGAACCUGAAGAAGGAGGGGCCUGACUUUUAAUCUCUAACUAUGCUGGUACUUUAAAUGUUUUUUACAACUGUGUAUGUGUGUGUGCCUCAUUGAUUUACACAUUUCUACUCAUGAAAAUGAGCUAAAAGGAAGCAUAAAAGUACAUUUAUUUCUAAUAUGUGUACCAUGAUUUGAAACUGUUGUGUUCGAUCCUGCUUGGGUGAAUGAAUGGACAUUAUAGCUUUUUUUGGAUUGAUGAGGUGGUGCUUAUGAAUGACGAAGGAUUAGUUUUGGUUACACACUUAAAAUGCUUGGAGAUCAGUGCACAUUUUUAUGGUAAAUAUUUUUUUUUUCAGUUAGUAUAAAGACUUUCAGUCCUUGACCCUGUAUUACAGACCCCUACACAGCAGUUUUAGUUCCUAUUUUAUGAUAACAAAAUAUUGAUCUACCAUAUUUUUCGCACUAUAAGGCGCACCAGAUUAUAAGGCAGAUUAUGUGACACUAGUAAGGAACAGGGGUGUCACCAUGUUUUCCUUCUAAUUCAGCAGGUCUCCCCACUGGGUGGUGGUGGAUGGGAGGGUAGGUAAAGUUAAGUUAAGUAAAGCUAAGCUAAGUAAACAACACUGUAAAUGUAAAAAAAAAAUUUUUUAAGUUAAACAAGCACUGGAUUUUAGUCUACACUCUACAUUUCUCUCCUGGAAGCUGUUUAUUUGGGUGAAUAAAACGCUUUCGUUUAUGUACAGUAAGCAUAGAUUCCCAAAUUUCUCCAGCACUAAAGGCUGGAGCAUUAGCAUAGCCACUAAUGCCCCAGACAGCGCUACACUGAGAAACCCUGAAUGUUCUGGUAAGACAGGGUGGUAUUAGCUUGUGGUUUGUCACACGUAGCUUGUUUUAACAUGGUAAAUGCACUGGGUACAGUCCGAUAUACUCACCUCUGAGUGGCACUGAGAGCUAGCGCUUAGUGCAGUUAGCAGCUAAUGCUACUGCUGCUCCAGCAGUGCUACCCAGGGUUAGCAGCAGGGUUAAACAGUCUGGUAAUAUUCACCUCUGAACGGCAAAAGUGCUACCUCUAACGUUUAGCGGCUAAUGCUAAUGCUAAUGCCUCUCCAGCAGUGCUAGCCAGGGUUAGCAGCAGGUUACAGUCCAAUAUCACUCACCUCUGAACAAUGAAAGAGCUAGCGCUUAGCGGCUAAUGCUAAUAUUGUUCCAGCCUCAGUGCCUUGGGCUUUACUGCCCUUUACAACCUGACUGGUAAAAUUCAUACAUAAUUAUAAGGCGCAAUAACGUUUUUUGCGAAAAUGAAAGAAUUUUAAGUGUGCCAUAUAGUGCGAAAAAUACCAUAUAUCCCUAAAACUAAAUAUAAAGUCCACUCCAAAAAACUACUGUAUAUUUCUAAAACUAAAUAUAAAGUCCACUCCAAAAAACUACUGUAUAUUUCUAAAACUAAAUAUAAAGUCCACUUCAAAAAUGACUUUUAUAUGUUGCAACUUCAAACUUUGACAAUGAUAGAGAUGAUUAUGUGUCUCUCAGCUUGUCCAAAAAUGCCUGUUUAAAGCGUGUCCUUUAUUGGUGACUCCAAAUGACAAUUCCAGCUACUGACUGUAGGAAAUGUCCAGGAGCAAGAAAUACCAGCCAUUGCAUAAUGCUGGAGUUGUCUUAAAGUAGCCAUGGUUCUACUUAGAACCCUUGGUUUUGCUGGAGAACCUUGCAGAUCUCCUUUUUCCUUUUUUUAAGGGUGUACACUGUGUUUAACUGUGUUCAGCUGUGUGUUAUUGCUGCAAGGGUGGAAAAGAUUGUUUACUAGAUAGAUUUCAUAGACAUAGCUGUGUAAACAGACUAUUUAAAGUCGAUUAUGUCUUGCUGAAAGUAGUUCUGGUUGGUUAAGUGAGGAACUGAUGUGCCAUUCAUGCACCACAAGGGGAUCGAACACUAUUUGGAAAGUGAAUAAGAUAUAUAAAUAUAUAUAUAUAGAUAGAGUAUAAACAAUAUGGAGAGUAGAUAACUGUAGAAGAAUUAGAUUACGCUGUAGUGUAUGUUUGGUUUAUAUGAACUGUUUAGUGUAAAUGUAAAAUUUGCAUUAUAAAGAAAAACAUAAUGAAAUAUUGUACAUUCUCCUUUUUUACUGCUUCCGAUGGGUUUACCGUAUGUGCGUAUGACACAAAUGUUUUCUGUUGUCUUCUGUUUGCCUUUAUUUAAUGGUAUGAAGUGAUUGUGGAUGAUGUUUUGCAGUCCACCCUAAUAAAGAGUGUAAUGCAUACAUCCUG
Messenger RNA from Astyanax mexicanus (Mexican tetra), 2546 nucleotides. It is a transcript of the gene ndufa4l2a, whose product is annotated as NDUFA4 mitochondrial complex associated like 2a. Bases 88 to 333 code for a protein of 81 amino acids. The transcript has 4 exons. The record is from RefSeq and is a predicted model, not a curated record. NCBI's taxonomy places the organism in Eukaryota, Metazoa, Chordata, Actinopteri, Characiformes, Acestrorhamphidae.